Molecule: messenger RNA, 4465 nt
Organism: Lampris incognitus (smalleye Pacific opah)
Lineage: Eukaryota; Metazoa; Chordata; Actinopteri; Lampriformes; Lampridae
Exons: 4
Coding region: 299-3865 (1188 amino acids)
Biological process (GO): negative regulation of nodal signaling pathway
Cellular component (GO): cytoplasm
Source: RefSeq, a predicted model, not a curated record
CUGCCUACGAACCGUAUGGGACUGACAGAGACGCUCCUGUUCCGAGAUACAGCGUUAAAAAGAGAGAGAGAGAGGGAAAAGGCGGACAUGUCAUCGCGCAGCCGAGAUCGGAUUUACAGGAGAAAUGGUCUGUCGGCCUCCUUUGCUUAGUCUGCAAGUGGAUCGGUAAGACUUGUCGUUAGGACUGCCCGGAAAAUAGCGUCGGCGUAAUGUGGCGGAAAUGAGGUUGUAUUUUCCGCGUUAAUUCAGAUUCAGAAAGCGGCCGCAACAAUGCUGCAUUUGUCGACCGGCGGAGCGUAUGCUGCACCGACUCCCGCUGGACCGUAGCCCGUUCGCUCCUCCAUCCACCCCAUCCAGCCACCCAUCCAGCCAGCCACCCACCGAUCCAUCCGUUCUGCAAGAACCAAGCCAGCGCUCCGAUUCUGGUCGCGCGAGGAUGGCCGGACGCCGCGGCUGUGUGAACUCGCUGUGGUCCGGAACCGAGCGGGUCCGGAUCGGGGAACGACUCAAGGCGACCCUGGCCGGAGUUCUGGAGCUGGAGCAGCUCAGGUGCAAACACAUGGAGAUGGUGGACGCCGCGCUGGAACCGGAGGACGGACCCGCGGACGCCGGCACCGGCACCAGCACCAGCACCGGCAGCGGGAUCGCCCACCGAGCGGAGGACGGGGCCGAGAGGCACCCGGAGAGCGCCGCCGCGGAUGCCGAGCCCGGUUCUGCGAAAUCCCGCAGGCAACAGGCUCCCUCCCCCUCCGAUAUAAUGGUACCCCCGCCUCAGAGCAGCCCACUGGAUUGUGGCAGUCACCCCGGGGACGGACCGGCUCAUUCCAGAACCGGCAGGGAUGGGAACUCACGGUGGUCUACUUUGUCUUGGGACGCCUCCUCUGACCUGCUGUCCCCCCCGACCCCGGACCCCAGUGUAAUGGCCCAGCUGGACAGCGACUCCAGACCCAGUUCAGGUUUCUACUCGGUGAGUGGAAGCUCCCUGUCGGACUCCUGCUACUCUGUGUCCAGUGAGACCGCUCAGGGGGGCCCGGGGCCUCCAGCCAGGCCCCUCAGACUAUGGGAGCAGGGCCCUCUCUGUAGUGACCACAGUGACACCCAGUGGUUGGAGGCCACAGGGCAACAACAACAACAGCAGCAGCCUGCAGUGAAAUUCAGUGAGGAAGUCCCGGACAUGACAGGAAAAAGAUCAGUGUCAGUUCCUGGCAACCUCGAAGCGACUGGUCUGAGCUUUCUGUCUGACCUCUGCUCAGGACUCGGUGACCCUCAGCCCUCGGUCCUCCUCUCCCUCUUCGACCCCAACUCCUCUUCCUGCACCUCCUCCCUCCAUCCCAAAUCCCAGCUGGACCCUCGCUAUUGUACUGACCUGGUGUCUCGUAGGACCAAGGAGGUAUACUCUUACCCCAGCCCACUACAUGCUGUGGCCCUCCAGAGCCCCAUUUUCACUUCGCACAAUCAUGAGCCGUCGGCCUCUGUCAGCCCUGAAGGAACCCAAGCUGAUGAAUCGUCAGCCUCCACCUCCGUCCCCAUUCCCUUCCUCCAGCCUCACCAGGCCUCUGCUCCUGUCUCUGUCACCCAGCUGGAACAGUACAUCUCACGGCUUGCUCACCAGUACCGCAACCGAGUGUCAUCCUCCACAUCUGACCUCACUCCGGCCACUACCCCAGGCCCACUCGCUCACAAGAGCCUUUGCACCCCUGGCAAAAGUCAUGGUUCAACCCAGUCACUUUCUGCUUUUGAGAGCCGCAGUACGCCCUCCACUCUGGCAGGAAGCAGUGUUACACCCUGUAAGUCCCUGCUGGGGAACUCGGCAAGAGUGAACCUUAGUAGCAUUGGAAAAAAAGCCAGUAGGAACUCUAUUAACUUGGGCAACCUUCCCUCUGCAACUGGAGAAGACUUGAAUAUAAGCCUUCAUCUAAACCUUAACUUAAACCUGGCUCCUGGGUUAAAUACUAGCCUGGGUUUGGAGGAUAAAUCCACAACUGGCAGCUGUGGGGCUCUGAGGACUGAGUCCACAGCAGCCUCCUCAGUUUCCUCAACUUCUCUGUCCUCGUCCACACCGACCCCGGCACUUAGAGCCCGGCCCAGGAUCUCCACCUGUCCUUCAAACCUGAACCACCGCAGUUCUCUGGAGGUCACUUCAGCAUCUGCCACCAGCUCCAGGGCCACAGGGUUCUGUCGCUCCUUGGACUGGAGCAGUGGACCACCACCUGGUGCCGGACGAGCAGUGUUUGGCCCAAAAGCUGGCUCGGCUCCCGAGUCUCAGCGUAGCAGUGUGAUUCAAGACCCCGGCUCGAGCCCCAAGCUGACCGAAGACUCGCCCGUGGUGGAGGAGAUCUCUCGCCUCUCUGGAUUGUCUAGAGCUGUGGUGGUGGGGCUGAUGGAGCAAGGUGUGGAGCUGGAUGUGGACUGUUUCCGGGCGGACACCGCAGACGAAGGGACAGGUGAACAUCGUCAGCCAGAUGCCAUCGGCGGUGUGGUGAUCAACACGGAGCAAUCAUGUGACUAUUCCAGAGUUCCACUGCGCAGCGCGUCAAUAGAGACUGACUUGAAUCCACAAAGACCUGUACAGCUCUCCCUAAACGUCACCCAUUCUCCACAGUCGCACUCUGGUGUCACGCCACCUCUCUCUCACUCUCCCCAAUCUCAGUCCAGCCUCACACCUCCUCUCUCGCACUCCAGUAGCCCUAUACACCCCUACCAGUCUGUCCAGACUCCAGCUCCCCACCACUACUCCUCUUCCUCCUCACACUGCUACUAUCAGCAGUCCUCUUCUCCAUCUGACCUGCCCUCCUCCACGGCCUCCUCCCCUAGCUCCCGUCCCCACCCGAGGGGCCGCUCCCCUCCGCGUCCUCUUCAGCCUUCCCCCCUCGGCCCCACCCCUCUCUCAGUGUUCCGGCGGGAUGCCCCCUCCCAGUGCUCUCUGCCACGGGUCGGCACUGGCGGCCCGCCGACAGAGCACGGAGGCGUUCGCCCAAGGGGGGGGUCUCUUCGCCAUAGUGGGGGAGGAGGAGGAGGAAGUGCGGGUGGGUGGAGGAGGGCGGAGGGCGGGGAGGGGCUCUACAGGGGGAAGCACACCUCGCGAGAGCUGAUCAGGGCAUCGACGGUGAGCAGCUUCACCAAGAGAGCGAGCUAUGGCUCCAACUGGGGAGAAGAAGAGGAGGAAGAGGAGGAAGAGGGGGAGGCUGGGAAGACCCUGGCUUCCACACCAAGAAUGCCAUCUGGGAAACUCUGGAGGGGCUUUGAGGGACGCCUAUGGGGGAAAGAUGGCGAGGGUGAGAGGGAGGAGAUGGACAGAGCCGAGUAUGGCUACGGGUGGAGGAGAAACAGCAGCGGAAGCUGGAGGAAAGACGACCGGAGGGUGAAGGUCGCUUCAAGGAUUAAAGACAAGAGACCGAAGGUGGAGAGCUCCCCGAGCUUCAGCAGGACAAAAGGGAAGGGCGGAUGUGAGAAACGAAGUUCCAGCCUCAGACUCUCCCGGCGGGCGCUGUUCCGCAGCGAGUCCCAGGGCCUGCUGGAGCCUCGCGCCCAGAGAGAGGAGCCCAUGAGGGGAGGACACUGGGUUUCCUCCCUGGACGUGGGGCGAGGGAGCCUGGAGCUCAGCGUGGGUGGAGGCGGGAGAGCUCUGCGAGGACAGGGGGAGGACAAACGCCUCUCCUCCACUGCCAGUCUCUUCAACCUCUCUCGUUCUCAAAGCCUAGAGGGCAGCUGCCCCUCUCUUUCGCCUCUCUCUUCCCCUUCCUUUUCCCCAUCGCCUCCUCCACGGAUGCCCCUCCAGCGCUCUCGUUCGCUCAGGGAUCUCGGGAGGAGAAUGUUUGGCUCCAUGAGGUCACUGAGUCUCAGACGGAAGACAUCCAAGAAGUGAGAUACACGUGUCCGUAGUUUUAUCUUCCAUUUGUUACCAUGAAAAGGCCCAUGUGGAAUCUGCAUUUUAUCCUACAUAAUAAGGAAGUGCCACAGUUUUCCGUUUUCAGACUUAUUAAUGUAUAGGCUUUGGCCUCUAAAUAACGGUCUCAAGCUAUUUCCUGUUGAGACCUAAAUUUGUAUGCAGGUUUUCUUUCCAACCAAACCCUUCACCAUCUGCUUUCACCAAUUAGUCCUCCUCUCCCUUUCUGGAGGACGGUGUACAAAUAAAAUCUGUUGGUUUAUUUAUUGCAAAGAAAUGAAAACCUGCAUACACACACACGAUCCUCAGUGGCACAUGGUUGGAGGCCACUGCUCUGAACCACGUUUAUGAAUGUAUGUGCGCAAAGCAAAAGCUCUUCUGCAUGCCGCUCUGUGACUUUGUUUAGUGGUAAUGGCUAUUGUGUGAAUUUGAAACUCGUCUUCAUUGUUGUUCUGCAAUAUUGCCUUGGAAGUACAAUCAUAUUGGCCAGAUAUUGACCAAAAUCAAGCAAAUACUCUUUAACUUGAUAUUGUGCUCAGGAUUUUGAAAUGUGUAUCGAACUAAUAAAAUAUUAAUGAG